AUGAGCUGUGAUGAGACGGGAACUUUGGCGCUACGAAUGAGUCUCUGGCAGGAAACACUGCGCGGUCUCAGUAGCUCAUUUCAUGGGCAAAUACGGGUGGAUGUGGAUGAACGAUGGACAAGCGGGCCUUCGAAAUGGUUUUAUCUUCGCCCUCGUCAUAGUGACCAGUUUGACAAAAUAAAGGCACCCACCAAUAAACAACCUCUCGGCGAUCUCAAAUUGUGGCUGUCUUACACGGCCGAUCAUGUGCUACCAAUUGAAGACUACAGUUACUUGAUGACAUCGCUGGCUACGUCGACGAACGUUGGACCAUUUUCAGCUUCUUUAGUCUGCUUACUUGAGCACCUGCCAAAGGUGGAUCUUGGACAUGUCGCGCGACCUAUCGUGCAUGCCAUGAUCAGCACUCGAGAGUUGCGACCACUACUUAAAGCUCUUUAUGUUGUUGACAUUCAACGAUGCCAAGAUCUCAACACACUCUUCCGUAGUCAUACGCUUGCCAGUAAAAUGUUGCACGAACUGCUGCAAAUUUAUGGACGCUCGUAUCUAUUAACCACUUUGAAGCCUGUUAUUGACAAAAUUUACAAAGAGAGGCGUUGUUGUGAAGUUGACCCCAGUCGUACACACCAAGGUCGACCUGACGUCGAACUUCUCGCGCUUUCCUCUUUUCUAAUUAUGAGGUUUUUCGCUGCCGCUGUGCUCAGUCCGAAGACCUUUGGAAUUAAACACGAACAACCGGAACCUCGAGUAGCUCGUACCUUGGUUUUAUUGUCGAAGAUGUUGCAGCGUGUCGCUAACUGUUGCGUUAGUUCACAUCCGCUCACUUCAAAGGAACAAUGGUUGUCAGUGGUCCUGGAAAAGAUUGCCAACGAUGCUCAUUGUGAGGCGAUGAAGAACUUUUUUGACGACGUUUCUUUACAAGCAAAUGAUACUCUGUCACAAACAGUGAGCAAAGCAAUACUCAAAGAAGGCUGCUUGAUCGAAUGUCGACCGGGAUCUCGUGCGCCAUGGCGGCAGUUGAUGUUACAGAAACGACGAUGUGUACGCUUGACGGAUUCCGAACUCAUCUGGCACAAAUCUCAUGAGUAUGUUAUGCCGAAAGGUUCUUUAUCGUUAUCAGACAUCCGCGUCAUUUCAUCAGAUCAGAAGAACUCGUUAAUAAUCGAGAGCGAUAAUCGACAAAUCGUUUUCCAAGCCAUAGGAUCUUCAGAUGCAGCAGAUUGGUUUUCUGCAAUCGAACGUCAACGUAACAAAUUGAAAAGGAAGACAACUCAGAAUUACUUGAAGGAUCUCUGUGAAGGCGACGUCGAAAGAGAGAUGGAAUCUCUUCAUGUUCUUUUAAUGGAACAUAUGGAAACGUUAUCAUAUUGGCAAACGCACUUGGACACUAACGAGCCAUUACCACAGCAGUGUCCGCUAAUCCCGAAGCCACUGGAUGGGAGCAUGUUUGAGGGAGAGGAUCGUAUCACACAUUGUUCUUCCCUAUCCAAAACAAUCGCUGCGACAAUUGCAGCAACGCGCGAUCUCGAAAAGCGUCAUGAGGAAUGUGUGGCGAUUUAUACCAAACAGGGUCAAGGUACGAAGGAAAAUCCAAUUGGCGACGACAACUAUCAACUUUUGAAACGAAGUUUCCAUCGAGAAUAA
This is a messenger RNA of Angiostrongylus costaricensis, 1641 nucleotides long. Lineage: Eukaryota; Metazoa; Nematoda; Chromadorea; Rhabditida; Metastrongylidae. The record is from the annotation of a GenBank genome assembly.